Esox lucius (northern pike) is the source of this 598-nucleotide messenger RNA. Its product is annotated as alpha-2-macroglobulin. NCBI's taxonomy places the organism in Eukaryota, Metazoa, Chordata, Actinopteri, Esociformes, Esocidae. The coding region runs from base 125 to 583 and encodes 152 amino acids. The record is from RefSeq and is a predicted model, not a curated record. The transcript has 6 exons.
GGGAUACUGUUGCGAUACAGACAACGGGAGAAAAGAAACAGCUAAAUUAGCAUUCUGCUUUAACCAGGAAUCAAUAUUUAUCUAGCUAUCCUGCACAACAGUAUUGAAAUAGGUUUGGAGAUGGAUGCUUUUUACCUAUUUUCACCAGCUUUGUGUGUGUCAAGAUAUUCAAGAAACACCAAGACCGUCUUACCUGGUAACUAUUCCUGCAGUGAUCCCGGCAGGUUUGGAGGCCAGGUUUUGUGCCAGCCUUCUGCAGCCCAAGGAGACCCUUGUUAUGACCAUAUCUCUGAUUGAUGAUGAACAGAACUCAACCCUUCUUAGGGAGAGUUCUGAUCAAGAGUUUCAUCGCUGUUUCCAGUUUCAGGCACCUCAACUCCAGGUAGAAAAGAUACUCAAGUUAAAGGUGGAGGUUUGUGGUGAAACGUUUGUCUCGACAGAGGAGAGAAAGGUCAAGAUCAAACCCUACAGCCCGAUUACAUUUGUCCAAACUGACAAACCAAUAUACAACCCAGGACAAAUAGUUCAUUUUAGAGUCAUCACCUUGGAUACCAGCUUUAGACCUGUGAAUCAGUUGCCUUGACUGACUGUUUGGUCA